AUGUCAGUUUUGUUUUGUCAGUUCUCUGAUUUCAUUUCGCCAUAUUGGACUUCCUAGUGUUACAUACCGAGAAACUUUCUUUAAAAUUGCUAGCAGAGCAUAUAAUUUUUUAAUUUUUCUAGUAGUUUAUUAAAUCCUAUGAAUUGUUGGCAAUUUUAGUGUUGCCUGUGAAAACAAGUGAAGUUUCUUAGUUUAUGUGUAACCGUUGGUGACCCUACUACUAAAAAUGGCGUGUGCAACUUUGAAGAGAUCGCUGGAAUGGGACUCGUACCUCGGGGGCGGCAGACCAGCAAAGAGGAGACGAUGCGCUCCCUUUUGUACCAGUCCGACAAACCGAGAAAAACUCGGAGAUCGGUCAACAUCUAGUUCUCCUAGCAGCCCCAUGUGCAGCAGUUCUCAAAAAUCAGUUUUCCCAGAUGUUCUUAGUAAAAAAUUAACCCCCGAAUAUAUGGCUGAAAAUAUUAAAGCCGAAUUGAAGAGGUUACAGAGACGCAAGCAACUACAAUACAGUAUGAUGGAAAAUUCAGAUAGUGGAAGUGAAGGAUCUAAUGAUGUAUUACCAUCUCGAGCAGAGAAACCUAUUUUUACAUUUAAACAGGUUGGAUUAAUAUGUGAACGAAUGCUCAGAGAACGAGAGUCUGAAAUAAGAGAAGAGUAUGAUAAUGUCUUGACCACAAAGCUUGCUGAGCAAUAUGAUGCUUUUGUUAAAUUUACAUAUGAUCAAAUUCAGAAGAACUAUAGUAGUCAAACUGCUCCAAGUUAUCUGUCGUAAAUUGUAACAAUCACAUCAGAGUAGCGCUGUGCUCUACGUUAGAUUUAUAUAAUAUACAGUCAUUUAUACAUAUACAACAUAAUACGGAUGAAACAGUUGCAUUUCAAGAUGCCUUAGAAUAUAAUUAUUCAAUACCUGGCGUUUUGUAUAUACCCCACUGUCUUUAUUUUGUAACUCUAAUAGGAAUUGACAUAUAAUAUAUUUGUUAUUUCUUGUAAAUAUCGUUUCUUUAUUACUUCUUUCUCUGAUAAUGGCGCUACAAAAAUAUUUAGAUGUUAAGAUUUUUUCAGUGAUUGAGAAAAUGUAAUACGAUUUUAAAAUAUACAGUAUGAUUAAGAAAAGGCUUGAUUGAUUAAUACUGGAUAAGGUGUGGUAAGGCCACAUUUGAAAUUUGAUUUGAUAUGACUGAUUUUUUCUAGAUAUUUUCUUGAGUGUAUUGUAUAUUUACAAACAACAAAUCGUUGAUAUUUUUUCUAUAAAUUGUUUAACAUAGGACGGUAAUAUUAAAUAUUAAUUUUUUCUUACUUUUAAAGAGGUGAUUUAAAAAAGAACAUUAGGUAGGUAGGUAUGUCACUUUUAUAUUAACUAGUUAUAAUAUUUGUAAUUCUUUUCUGAACUGAAAUUUUAUAUGUGAAUUUUUUAAAUUUCCUCACAAUAAUUGCCAUAGAUUAAGAUGGCUUUUGAACUUUUUUAUUUAUUUAAAUAUUGUUUCACUGCUCGAUGAUAGUUUUGUUUCAAUGAUUGUUAAUAGUAUUAUAAAACCAUUUACCAAUCAUAUUAGAAUUUAACUGCAUAAAAAUGCUAUUUUUUCUUUUAGUUUACAAAUCUAUAAUUAGUAUGUAUCUUAGUCCCUAGAUAUUGAGCAUUCAGUUUUUUCUAGUUUUUAAGUUGUUCACUAUUAUUAUUGCAAUAAUUUAAAGAAUUUUAUAUUCAGGUACCAAUUGAGUCUAGGUACAUAUUUUUAUUUCAUAUUUAAUUGAUAUUGUUAAUAAAAUUGUUAAAAUUCAUAAAUUAUUGCUAUAAUCGCUUUAAUUUUUAUUUAUUUACUUAUAUAUAAAUGCAUAUAACCUUUAUUAUCGUACUCUCUUCAUUGGAAGUGAACUUUAAUUUUCUAAAUAAGAUUUUUUGAUCGAGAAAUAAUUAACAAAAAAACUAUCACAAAUUUGGUUACUCAGAGUAUGUAUGUGUAACGAAAUUGUUGAUAUUUUUCUGUAAAUACAUAAAAUUAACUAUCUUGAAAUGAAAAAGGUAAAUUUUUAUAGUUUAGUUACUUAUGUUAGUUAAUAAACAAGGGCUAUUCA
Sitophilus oryzae (rice weevil) is the source of this 2073-nucleotide messenger RNA. RefSeq names its product akirin. Gene Ontology annotation, biological process: positive regulation of innate immune response; positive regulation of transcription by RNA polymerase II. Gene Ontology annotation, cellular component: nucleus; chromatin. The transcript has 4 exons. The record is from RefSeq and is a predicted model, not a curated record. NCBI's taxonomy places the organism in Eukaryota, Metazoa, Arthropoda, Insecta, Coleoptera, Curculionidae. Bases 227 to 772 code for a protein of 181 amino acids. Gene Ontology annotation, molecular function: transcription coregulator activity.